Molecule: messenger RNA, 3123 nt
Organism: Monopterus albus (swamp eel)
Lineage: Eukaryota; Metazoa; Chordata; Actinopteri; Synbranchiformes; Synbranchidae
Product: mitochondrial import receptor subunit TOM40B
Exons: 10
Coding region: 409-1434 (341 amino acids)
Biological process (GO): protein import into mitochondrial matrix
Cellular component (GO): mitochondrial outer membrane
Molecular function (GO): transmembrane protein transporter activity
Source: RefSeq, a predicted model, not a curated record
CAUCUGGAGGAGUGGGGGUGUUUGCAGCAUCAGUUGAUCCUAGCAUCAGUUAGUUUCUCAUUUUUUCGUUUAUUAAACGACUUGACAGUUUUUCGGAUGUGCAUCUCUCAGUUCAUAUUGGGAUUUUAAGAUCUCUUGAUAACGUUGGAAGUAGGUAGUAAAACAACUAGGGUGUUUGCUGAUGCUUAGGUCAUGCUAGCUAGCGGAAUUGCCGCACCUGCACAACAGACAGCUUUACAUGAUGCACAUAGCCAUAGGCACCCCUGCAAUCCGAUAUAAAACCAAUUUAAAGACCUACCAAAAUAAAUAAAAAGCAUAAGCUUUUAUUCUCCAUUUUGCUCUCAUCUUUGAUGUCAUUAACUUGUGGAUACCUCUGGGAUACCUCUGUGGGUGAAGUGUUGUGCCCACAUGGGCAGCGUUCUGGCUUUGUCUUCUGGUCCAGGCCAUCACAACUGGCCUUUCUCCACGGACCCCCCUCCUUCUCGCUGGGAUGCACAUCCUGCUCACUGGGACAGUCCACCAUCCUGGGAGAGGAGAGAUGGUCGCCUACCCAACCCAGGCAGCUUUCACUCUCUCCACAGGAACUGCAAAGAUGUUUUUCCUCAACAGAUUGAGGGAGUUAAGAUGAUCGUCAAUAAAACUCUGAGCAGCUUCUUCAAGGCCAGUCAUACUCUCCACCUCAGCGCUGUCAGUCCGUCAUACUAUCGAUUCCACGUGGAGCAUCUGCAGUGUGAUGAUUACAGCAAGGACAAGGAUGCCCCAGCACUGAUUGGUGAGAUGGACUCUUCGGGAAGUCUGAACGCUCAUGCUCUGCUGCAUCUCACAGAACGUGUACGAGCCAGAACAGUGUUCCAGACCCAACAGUCCCACUUUGUAACGUGGCAGUUUGAGACUGAGUACAGAGGGAACGACUUCACUGCUGCUGUGACAGUAGCCAACCCAGACAUCCUCAGAGAGUCAGUUAUCCUUGUGGCACACUUCCUGCAGAGUGUGUCUGCUGGACUGGUGUUAGGAGGGGAGCUGGUCUACCAUCGGGGAAGAGCAGAGGAAGGAGGAAUUCUUACUUUGGCAGGACAAUACUCAACAUCUCAUAUUUUUCGGGCUCUUCGUGCAGGACCAAAUUGGGUGGCGACGCUGAAUGCUGGGAAAGGAGGUGCCCAUGCUAGCUAUUAUCACAGAGCCAACAAACAGAUCCAAGUUGGAGUAGAGUUUGAGGCCAGCACCAGGACACAGGAGACCACAACCUCUUUUGGGUAUCAGAUGGAACUGCCAGAGGCCAACAUGGUAUUUCGAGGUAUGAUAAACAGUCGGUGCAUAAUAGGAGGUGUGCUGGAGAAGCGUCUUACCCCACUCCCUGCCACCCUGAUUAUGGGUGCCUUUGUAAAUCACAGAGGUGACAAGCUGCAAGUGGGGCUAGGUGUCAACGUGGGAUAAUCCUCCACUAAGCCCUGGUGGCAUUACAACUCACUGACAGGACAACCAGCCAGAAACCAGUUUCAGACCGGUUUCAAACUGAUUUCAUGAUUUGAUCUUCUGAGGUUUAUCCGCCUCUGUAAAGCAUUUGGAACCACUCGAGUAGCGUGGAUUGUUUGGGUGAUGAAACCCAAAUGUCUUCUUAAAUCCAUGCAUCUCAUCCUGCAACCUACCUCUCAAAAUGGAGAUGAUGUUUUGUGAUGGGCUGACAGUAGGAAGACUGGAUUAACAUUUUGAGGGGCUCACCAUAUGUGAUUGAUGAGUUACUGUCUCUGAGAAAGCAGACUGCGCAUCACCUUCUGGACAGUGUACACAAAAAGGAGAAGAGGCCUAAUGUACUGUUAACUGAAGACAAAUACAUUUUAUACUGUAGGUAUUCAUAAAGGAGCUAGAUGUAUAUAGGUUGUAUUUAAAGACAGUGUUUUACAUGUCUUAACCCAUCAACUAGUAUGUUUAUGUACAGUGUGCCUGACCUUUCUGCUGACCAUUUUCUGAAGGACAUUGUUGUUUAUAAAACUGAUUUAUGCAUUUUCCCAUCUUCCUGGCUACAUUUGUGUCAGUAUUAUUUGAAAAUUGUUUUCUUUGGCAUCUGUCUUCUAAAUUGUGAAUAUUGGCGCUUCCGAAAGAGUUGCUGCCCUCAGCAUAACACUAACAGAGAAAAAAUAAAGCUGAGUAAAUGUGCACUGAUUUUCCCAAGCCAUUCCUGAGAGCUGGCUUCCACCAACCGCUGCUUAGAGGGUCAAUCUAAAAACAAAGUGGUCAACAGAAAUCUCAGCUCUCUGUGUUUUAGUAAAUUAGGGAAAUCAGUAUGAUCUCUAAAGCUGUAUAUGAGUAAGUUAUUGUUUGAACAUCUUUUUUUUUCCAGUAUGUGAGACUUCCACACAUGAACAUGUAGCCCGUUGACUCUAAGAGAAAUGGUGCUGUGCCAUAUAAACCCUCCUCCAGCUGAGGGAUGUCAGUGGCUGUGCACUGAGUCCAUGGGGCUAGGACUAUAAUGUAUGUACAGUAUAUAGAUGAAGACAUGGGGUAACACUGACCUGUAUGCAACCUACACCGCUCACGCUGCUUCUGGACGUUUCCAGUCCCAUUUAACAUAUGAAAUGUUGCACAUCUUUUAUUUAUACAUUAUGUAAUAUAAGUAUGGAGAGAAGUAGAAAGGGUUGACUGUCUUUUUGGACUUAAUUUAUUAAAGAUGUUAUUUCUGUCAUUGUUCUUUUUUUUCUUCAUGAUUAAUAUUUUUAUAGUGUUAACAACAGAUCAAAUUACUGCAUGUUAUAUAAAAUGGUUCACUUGUAGUGAAAAACAAAAUUAGCGCCUAACCCUUAGCGCCAUGGUUCUUAUGAGCCACCUUUAAGUCAUUGUUUUGGUUGUUUAAACAUAAUUGUGCUUCUAGCAAGCUAAAGAAUCAGUGGUUAACACUUUGUUUUACAGGUACGCUAGUUCCACGUAGUUUCAUGAAAGUUUUCUGUAAAGAACCAUGCGAUUUGGUGCUAAUUACAGGUAAAUAAAGACAAAGUUCUGAGACUGUUUUUGUAGUUAGUCCACUGAGUUGUGUUAAAUUUACUUUUUGCUUACAGGUGAAUUUUCAUGAAUGAAAUUACUCAGUUUAAACUUCACUUAAUAUUUGCUUCAUUUAUACUGAACUGCAUU